Molecule: messenger RNA, 1268 nt
Organism: Medicago truncatula (barrel medic)
Lineage: Eukaryota; Viridiplantae; Streptophyta; Magnoliopsida; Fabales; Fabaceae
Product: alpha carbonic anhydrase 7
Exons: 7
Coding region: 65-901 (278 amino acids)
Biological process (GO): one-carbon metabolic process
Molecular function (GO): zinc ion binding; carbonate dehydratase activity
Source: RefSeq, a predicted model, not a curated record
CAUAUCCAAAAGCUAAUAUUCCACUGAAGUUCUAUAAACAAAAAUCAAUCUUUGAAUCUCAAACAUGAACCGCCAAAACCACUUUUUGUUUUCAAUUGUGUUAUUAUCAAUAACCAUCCUAUUUUAUUCGACAUUAACUAGAGCUAGUGAUGACCCUGAAUACGGGUAUAAUGAAAAAAGUGCAAAGGGACCUAGACAUUGGGGUGAUCUCAAAAGAGAAUGGGCAGCUUGUAAAGGGGAGAUGCAAUCUCCAAUUGAUUUGUCGAGUGACAGAGUGAGUGUGAUGAUCCCAGAGUUUGGGGAUCUAAAGAGGAACUACAAGCCUCAACAUGCUACUAUAUCCAACAGGGGUCAUGAUGUUGCAGUUACUUGGGAAGGGGAUGUUGGGUACAUAGACAUCAAUGGAACACAUUAUUUCCUUCAACAAAGCCAUUGGCACUGGCCAUCUGAACAUACCAUCAAUGGCAGGAGGUAUGACUUAGAGUUACACAUGGUUCAUGUUAGCACUCAGCCAGAUGGAACAAACAAGACUGCUGUUGUUGGUGUUUUGUACAAGUAUGGUUCACCUGAUCCAUUUCUCUCCAAGCUGGUAAAUUACAUAAUAGAAGUUCCUGAUGAAGAAGAAGAGAAAAGCAUAGGGGUUAUUGAUCCUUCAAAAAUAUUCAAGAGUGCAAAGAUGUAUUACAGAUACAUGGGAUCACUCACUGCUCCCCCUUGCACUGAAGGUAUCAUUUGGACCAUUAAUAACAAGAUAAGAACGGUUUCAAGAGGACAAGUAAAGUUACUGAAGAAUUCCGUACUUAAAUAUUAUGCAAAAAGGAAUGCAAGGCCGGUGCAGAUCCUAAAUCAGCGAGAAAUUGAACUGUACGACCCAAAAGCAAAGAAUAUACCAAACUAUUGAUGCAUAUUGUUCUUUUUUUUUUUGAAGUAAAAUAUUGAUGUAUGUUGUAUCUGUUAUUCUUUUGAAUUAAUUUGAUUAUGUAAUUAUUUCCAUUCCAUUAGCAUGUGUAAUAAUGUGUUUCCGUGGGCGGAAACAAAUACAAUACGAUUAAUAAUUAUUAUUUUUGCAUAAUUUUUUAAUAUUGUAAAAGUGUCUGCGUGUUUGAAUGAAUGAGUGGUGGGAUUGAAAAUCAUAGUGACCCACUCUCACUUUGUGAAGCUCUCACCGUGAUUUUCAGAAUCUCGUCACUCAUCCAAACAUACAUGAAAUGUCCUACUACAUCCGGAUAAAAUUUCCAUCACAGCCUUAUUUCGCGCAAUUGUCCUAC